Molecule: messenger RNA, 324 nt
Organism: Parasteatoda tepidariorum (common house spider)
Lineage: Eukaryota; Metazoa; Arthropoda; Arachnida; Araneae; Theridiidae
Product: histone-lysine N-methyltransferase SETMAR-like
Source: RefSeq, a predicted model, not a curated record
AUGCGAGUUAUUUUCGAAUAUGAGUUCUAUCAUGGAGCUAAUGUAGCGCAGACAAGCCUAAAUGUUAACGAAGCGUUUGGCAAGGAUGCAGCUAAUGAACUUACAGUACGUCGAUGGUUCAUGAAAUUCCGAUUUGGGGAUUUUGAUCUUCAAAAUGAACCACGCGAGCUGUCUAAAAGCAAGGUGGGUGACAACCAACUGAAAGCUGUAGGGGAAGCAAAUCCAUCUGAAACGAUGCAUGAACUUGCAUCAAGGUUUGAAGUUACCAUUCCAACAAUAGUAAGUCACGUGAAAGCAAUCGAAAAAGUAAAAAAAGCUGGAUAA